AUGAAUUUGGAUAUACUACCAUGGUAGCUUUGGAUGGGGAAGUCACGAGAAAGGUACGCAACUAGGAAUGUAAUGCUUGAGUGUUAAUCUUGUACGUGUGUAAAAUGCACCCUAGGGAUGCAUGUAAUCAAACAUGUAUAUCGCAGGAUAUCUUCCGCCGAGUCUGAUGAAAGAUGUACAGUAUAUCAAUCAUUGAUGGACAAGACCAUCGAUGACACAGCCCAUCAGAGCUUUCUAUUAUACUUGCUAUCAAGACGCUAGUUUUCAGGCUCAAACAGGUCAUAGGAUCUCAUGGUCGCAGUAUUUUUGGGUUGACGGCAUUGUUAAUUUGUCUCUUCAGCAGUGGUAUAUAAGGAUGCUCGCUUCGUCCCUUACAUCCCAGUUACCUAGCACCUGUCAUUUUGAACUCUGAGUUCUAGCUUGAUUUCACAAUGGGUGGUCUCCGCCCCGAGUCAGUUCAAUUCAAAAUCGAACCAGAGCUUAUUCCUGGGGAAAACAUCACAAGAGAUAGCAGCUGUCCUACCUGUAGAGGGGGGCUCGGUGACAUCUGGAAAUGUUCAAUGACUACACCAUCUGGAACCCAACGCGACGUUGCUGUCAAAUCUAUUAGGGUCCCUGGGUUAACAGAUGCGACGAUAUUGAAAGCGAUAGGCAAGAAAAUUCGUCGUGAGGCCUAUGUUUGGAUGCAGUUGGAACACGACCACAUUCUCCCUCUCGAGGGCGUGACUUUCGCUGAAGAAUUCGGGCUACUUCCAGCAUUAGUGUCUCCAUGGAUGGAAGAAGGAUCGCUGGACGAUUACUUGAAGCACAAGUUUUCGGAAUUGUCUGACUCUGAAAAACAAGAGCUUGUAUGGCAGGUAACUGCUGGUAUUAGUUACCUGCAUGGCAAGGGUAUCGUGCACGGCGACUUGACAGCGACCAACGUUUUGGUUGACAGCACCGGUCGCCUCCGUCUCGCAGACUUUGGUCUAUCAAUGAUCCUUGCCGAGGCAGAAAACGCCACCUUCAAUUCCUGUCGUCCAGGAAACGCACGUUGGAUGCCCCCCGAGGCUCUCCGAAGCGGAGAUGAAGACGAAGACGAAGCUAAAGACGAGAAGCCAACUAAAGCUUGGGAUGUCUAUUCGUAUGGUUGUAUAGUAUUUCAGAUCUUUUCUGGGAAUAAGCCCUACGCAUGGAUAACAAGUGUUUCACAUGUUACGGGCGCGAUAUACAAGGGACGUGCCCCUUUCAAGGACAUAGAGAGCCAUGCAGUGUAUCAACAAUUCUCACCGUGCUUGCAUAAGAUGUCAGCCAAUCGCCCGACGAUGGACGAUGUCAUGAGACGUCUGGGGUCACGGUAAGCGCUGUCAUGUAGUGAGAUCUCAUGAUAGUGCGUACCAAUU
Suillus discolor is the source of this 1382-nucleotide messenger RNA. Its product is annotated as kinase-like domain-containing protein. Gene Ontology annotation, biological process: protein phosphorylation. The transcript is spliced from 8 exons. Bases 432 to 1340 code for a protein of 302 amino acids. Lineage: Eukaryota; Fungi; Basidiomycota; Agaricomycetes; Boletales; Suillaceae. The record is from RefSeq and is a predicted model, not a curated record. Gene Ontology annotation, molecular function: ATP binding; protein tyrosine kinase activity.